UCUAAACCCUAUUAAGCUAUGAACAUUUUAAUUCUAUUGGCAAUUUUAAGCAUUUUACUAUUGAUCUGUGAUAAUGUGAUAGCAACGGAAAAGAAAAACUGGAUGUAUGAACUGACCGAAGUUAAUACCAAAAGUUCAAAUACCGAUUUAAUAAAUAUAAAUCUAAGUAUUGAACGUAUUCAACGUGGAGUUUAUGCUUUGUCCGGAGAGUUCUACGUCAAUAUUGAUAUAACAGAGGGUGAUGGAAAUGAUGUGGAAGUUAAAUCAUUUCGCAGUCCCAAUGGUGAUGGUGUUUAUAAAAGUAUACCAUUGGAAAUGUCACGACGUCAUUUAUAUGAAGCUCUUAAUAGUCAUUAUAAAGAUGUCGUUAUGGAGACAUUUAAGGAUUGUUCAAAUUUGCCAUAUUUUGAAGAUGAAUUUUCACCACCUCUGGAAAAGAAAACCUAUGUACUGAAUAAAUGUCAAUUUUCUCAAGAGGGUUUACCAAAUCAUUUAGAGACGGGUGUAUAUAAGAUUAUUCUAACGGGUUACGGUCAAGUGGAUUGGGAGGUUGAGAUGAUUUUUGAGGUUGAAUCAAAUGAUGAAUAAAAGUGAAAAAUAUUUUUAAACAAAUAUGUGUUAAAAGUGAAUGUUAUUAAAAUAAAAAAAUAUGGAUCUUUGUAUAUUAUUGUUUAAUAUCUAAAUAAAUGGCAAUAUUACCCGAAUAAUCCUCUUAUUCAUUAAUG
Molecule: messenger RNA, 725 nt
Organism: Lucilia cuprina (Australian sheep blowfly)
Lineage: Eukaryota; Metazoa; Arthropoda; Insecta; Diptera; Calliphoridae
Exons: 3
Coding region: 19-588 (189 amino acids)
Source: RefSeq, a predicted model, not a curated record